Megalopta genalis is the source of this 4242-nucleotide messenger RNA. RefSeq names its product COUP transcription factor 2 (gene svp). Gene Ontology annotation, biological process: regulation of DNA-templated transcription. The record is from RefSeq and is a predicted model, not a curated record. NCBI's taxonomy places the organism in Eukaryota, Metazoa, Arthropoda, Insecta, Hymenoptera, Halictidae. Gene Ontology annotation, molecular function: zinc ion binding; sequence-specific DNA binding; DNA-binding transcription factor activity.
GGGGUCGUCUUAGUCGGCAGUCGGUCUCUGGUCGGCCCCAAGAAUAGUCGUAUCGAGGCGGUAGUCGAGUAUCACCUCUCUUCUCCUCCUCCUACUUGUGACGGCACGAGCGCGCAAAGGGAACAUAGAGGCACACGCGCAGCUUAUCGACUGGGUCGCGCGCGCGCGCGCGCUCCUUCUCUCUCUCUCUCUCUCUCACUCUCACUCUCUCUCUCACUCCCUCUCGCUCACACACACGCACGCACACACUCUCUCUCCCUCGCACCCCCGCGUUCGCGGUUUCUCGCUCGCUCCUGUUUCUCCUCGAUCCUCCAGGUCCCACCUUCCGUCACCGGCGUCCUUUCGGCCACGGUUUCUCCGUUUCUCCGUCCUUCGUCCUCCGUUCUCCGAUCCCUGUUCCCUGUUCCCUGUUCCCUCUGUGGUUCGCUCCCUUCCCCGCCGCACGUACACCAUCGACGAGCCGUCUGUCCCGCGGCGCGAGUACCGCGAGUACCGCGAAUACCGCGCGCACAGUCUCGCACACCCUCUCCGCCUCGUGUCUCGGUGGUUCGCGCCACCGCGCAUCCGCCCAGCGUCGAUACACCACGAUACCUCGGCCACACCGACGAGAGGAUACGCGGUUGAUCUACCGCGUGCGCGCGAUCGCGAUCUCGAUCCCGAUCCCGAUCCCGAUCCCGAUCCCGGUCCCGGUCCCGAUCCCUUCGCAGACCGCGAGUUCGUAUCUCGGGCCUCCAUUUUGAAACUGUGCGAUCGAGUUCGCCGUACCGGUGCGGUUGUUUAAAAAGAAAAAAAAGAAAAAGAAAAAAGUGUUGUUGUUCAGUGGUGAACCGUAGCAGCUGCGUUCCCCAGUUUCUUUAGCGGAAUAUCGUUCGGGAGAGUGAAGUGCCGUCGCGAGGAAUCGAGAGAGUCGGCCGGUCGCGGACGGCCCGGCGGACGGACCGCGAUCGAAACGAUAUACCGGUGCGUUUGUAACUCGCGAGUCGAGUGUAUCGCGAGUCGCGAAUCGCGUGGCCCGCGGGUGAAUCGCCGACCAGACACAGCCCACAGAUUCGCGAUCUCGUUUCUCGACGGUCGGGGACCAGCCGUGUCGAGGAAACGACGAAGAUGCCGCACGGUGCGACGAACCCGAUCCGAGGACCUAGCACAGUGCGCGAGUGAGUGAGGAUCGUGUGCCGCAUCGGAGAUCCGUGGUGCGCGAGAUACGCGGGGAUUCGGAGAGAGAAGUGCUUUGGAACUGGGAAGCCAGUUCACGGAACCGUGCGGGAAGAUACGAGGAAAGUGGAAGGACCUGUCUCGAGAAGUUCUCGGAAGGGCGGUUCGCGCGGGUGCGCCAGGCUCUGGCAAGCAUUCGAAGAGAAGAGGAAGAAGCGGAAGAGGAGGAAGAAGAGGCAGAAAGGGAAGCGGAAUCGCGCGACCGAGAAGUAUCUAUCCGGCGAAGGGUUUGAGGAGCCGGUGGUCGCUCUCGCGAACAGGAAGCCGGCAGGGUGGUUCGAGGCGGGACAGGAGGCGCUGACGCCCUGGCGACUGCCGGGGUGGUUUACCCGGCCGCGACAGCGACGUUGUUCCCUGGCCGGGUGUCGACGGGACACCACCACCCCGAGUUCACCACCACGUUGGAGGUGGGGUUCCCGGCGCGCGGCACCACCGCCUCCAUGGCGUUGGUAGCCGCGCCGCCCUCGUGGCCCUCUCGGGACCCCGGGGCCAGCCUGGCCGCGACCGGAGCCGCCGCUGCGGCAGCCGCGGCUGCAGCCGGCGCCGCGGCCGCGGCCGCCUCCGCCGCCGGCGCCGGCCCGGGCCCGGGUCCGGGCCCCAUCCAGAUCGCCCCGCCGCCGCCGAUGCCUCCGACCCACCUGACACCCUCCGCGACGCCGGAGGACAUCACCUGCCUGGUGCCCGCCGGAGCGGUUCUCACGCCCAGGGACCCGCUGCCGCCCAGCACCACUCCCGGAAGCCAGGCGAACAGCUCCCAGUCGGGCAGCUCGCAAACCGACAAGUCCCCCAACAUCGAAUGCGUCGUCUGCGGGGACAAGAGCAGCGGCAAGCACUACGGCCAGUUCACCUGCGAGGGAUGCAAAAGCUUCUUCAAGAGGAGCGUCAGGAGAAACCUAACGUACUCGUGUCGGGGGAGUAGGAACUGUCCCAUCGACCAGCACCAUAGGAAUCAGUGCCAGUUUUGUCGGUUGAAAAAGUGCCUGAAGAUGGGCAUGCGACGGGAAGCCGUGCAAAGGGGCCGAGUGCCCCCGUCGCAGCCGUCGCUGCCAGGUCUGCCGGGCCAGUUCGCGCUGACGAACGGCGACGCGGUCGCGUGCGCCAGCCUGAACGGUCACUCUUACCUUUCCUCGUACAUCAGCUUGCUGCUGAGGGCGGAGCCGUACCCGACCUCGAGAUACGGCCAGUGCAUGCAGCCGAACAACAUCAUGGGAAUCGACAACAUCUGCGAGCUCGCGGCGAGACUGCUGUUCUCGGCGGUCGAGUGGGCCCGCAACAUCCCGUUCUUCCCGGACCUGCAGGUGACGGACCAGGUCGCGUUGCUCAGGCUAGUCUGGAGCGAGCUGUUCGUCCUGAACGCGAGCCAGUGCUCGAUGCCGCUCCACGUGGCGCCGCUGCUGGCCGCGGCCGGCCUCCACGCGUCGCCGAUGGCGGCGGACCGUGUCGUCGCCUUCAUGGACCACAUCAGGAUCUUCCAGGAGCAGGUCGAGAAGCUGAAAGCGCUCCACGUCGACUCGGCGGAGUACAGUUGCCUGAAGGCGAUCGUCCUAUUCACCACAGACGCCUGCGGACUGUCGGACGUCGCCCACAUCGAGUCCCUUCAAGAGAAGUCCCAGUGCGCCCUGGAGGAGUACUGCAGGACACAGUAUCCGAACCAGCCGACGAGGUUCGGCAAGUUGUUGCUCCGGUUGCCGUCGCUGAGGACGGUGUCGUCGCAAGUGAUCGAACAGCUGUUCUUCGUCCGAUUGGUCGGGAAGACGCCGAUCGAGACGCUGAUCAGGGACAUGCUGCUGAGCGGCAGCAGUUUCAACUGGCCGUACAUGUCCACGAUGUGACAUUCUGUCUGGCGACAGCUAGCUUCCGCGUAAUACUGUCGCUUUCCGUCUCGUUCCGCGGUCCGACCGUGCUACGACCGCCAAGCGGAUCGGACUCGACGCGCCCCCGCGGAUCCGGCAAAAGAAUUCUUCGCGUUCGCCGGCAUCCGAGCCGCGAUUUUCCUCUCCGCAAGGAAAUCCGUCGUUCCGGCGCGUCGCUUUUUCGUUGUUUCCACGUUGUUCCGUCGUUGCCCCUUCGUUUCGUGCCGUUAGAAAUUUUACUCGGACGAACCGCGCGCGCCCCUGUCCUUUCCUUCUUCUCCCCGUUCUCGCGGCCAGUCGCGCGGCCCGUCCGCGAAACCGUUCUUCGUGGAACAAUCCGUCGCCCUCGUCGGUGAUCGAUGCGCGGCCGCGCCGUUGGGAGCCGGGAAGACGCCGAUCGGCUGCGAUUGGCUCCGCCACGGCGGGACAACCUCCGUGGACGGACAUUCGAGUACAAUUCGCGAAAUUCGAGUAGAAUGUCCGCGGGACGAGAGCGGGUGGCUCCCAAUGGCGCUUGAACGGGCGCCUAGACGAGGCAGGAAAACAUCCAGUGGAAUUGGCCGCGUCUUUCCCCUCCGCCCCUUUCUUUUUCUGUUUCUUUCGUCAAAUAAUCGUUCUCCCGCGGUCGCGAGGAUCGCGGAUUUAUUCUUUGUUCUUUUGAAAACCGUGGAACGCGGCCUUCGCGAGCGACGCGCGCCCGACGGUGCGGCGAACCCCUUCGAUCCCGAUCGGAGCUCGAGAAUCCGCGGCCGUCGGCGACCAUGCGGCCGCGAACGCGUCCGCGACGGCCCGUUCCAACGUCGGAAUCGCGCAGCGAACGGUAGCCGCAGCGCUCGGAGACUGCGGGACGACGCACGGGCAAACAUUUAAACAUAUAUUUUUCUUUCGGGAGCGUAGGUUUAUACUUGUAGGAAGCGACUGGUCGCUCGUCGCUCGGUCUCCGAGGAGUCUGAUCCCCCCCCCUCUCCCCCGCGAAACAGCGAAACAGCGUAAAACAGUGAUACAGCGAUACAAGCGAAACAUCGAAUCGCGAAUCGCGACUCCCGGGUCGUGGGUAAACGAUCGAAGAACCGAGGAACCGAGAGGAAACUCGGCGAACGCAAUGUGAUAUAGAAAUAUACAUAUACGCAUACAUAUAUGUGUGUGUAUAUACAUAUACAUUUAUAUAUAUAUAUAU